AUGCGCCUCCGCGCCGCCGCCGCUGCUCUCUGCCUCUGCCUGCUGGGCGCCUGCCGCCUCCGCCGCGGGCUGGAGGCCGCCGCCGUGCGCGGCCCGUCGGCGGCCGCUCCCCAGCGACCCUCGGCAGCCGCGCCUUCCUCCGCCUCCUCCGCCUCCUCCUCCUCCUCUGCCGCCGCCGCCUCCCCCUUCUCCUCCCCGCCGCGGAGGGACGGGGCUCUCCGCAACGGCACCGUAGUGCCGCACCACUACAUGGUGGCCCUCUACCAGCGCCUGGCCGCCCGCCGCGCUCCCGGCCGCCGCGCCGACACGGUGACGGGCUUCGCGGAGCGGGAGCGCAGCGAUGCCUCCCCGUCCGCCCCCGAACAGCGAUACCUCUUUGACAUCUCCAGCCUGAGCGAGACAGAGGAGGUGACGGGUGCGGAGCUGCGGGUCCUGCGUGCCCUCCCCGAAAACCGGAGCUUGGUCCUGUCCCCUGAAGGCACGUUCCACCACCUCCUUCUCUCCACCUGCCCAAGCCUGGGCGGCGAGGAGCCGCGGCUGCUGGACUCCAGGGCUGCAGACAGUUUGGACGCGGGCUCCUCCAGGUGGGAGGUGUUUGAUGUUUGGGAAGCCCUGCGGGAUCGGAGGGAGAGAUCUUCGUCGGGAAAGCUGCUCUGCUUCCAGCUGAAGAUCGUCUCGGAUCAGUCAGGGCGGCUCCUGCCGCCCCGGCAGCUGGGGUUCAGCAAGCCCCGGCCACAGCCCCACGAGCGAGCCCUGCUCGUGGCCUUUUCCCGCACCCAGAGGAAGGAGAAUCUUUUCAAGGAGAUCCGGGAUAAGAUCAAAGCCCUGGGCACCCCACCCUUCCUGGAGCCCCCCGAUCCGGGCCAGGAGGCAAACCCCAAGCGGAGGAAGAGACGGACAACCAUCGCUGCCCGCUCUGGGGGCAGAGGCCACGGGAAGAAGGCAAAGACCCGCUGCAGCAGGAAGCCCCUGCAUGUGAACUUCAAGGAGCUGGGCUGGGACGACUGGAUAAUUGCCCCCCUGGAUUACGAGGCAUAUCACUGCGAGGGGGUCUGUGACUUCCCCCUCCGCUCCCACCUAGAGCCCACCAACCAUGCCAUCAUCCAGACCCUGAUGAACUCCAUGGACCCAGAGUCUACACCUCCCAGCUGCUGUGUGCCCUCCAAGCUCAGCCCCAUCAGCAUCCUCUACAUAGACUCUGGGAACAAUGUGGUUUACAAACAGUACGAGGACAUGGUCGUGGAGACGUGUGGCUGCAGGUAG
Calypte anna (Anna's hummingbird) is the source of this 1263-nucleotide messenger RNA. It is a transcript of the gene GDF7, whose product is annotated as growth differentiation factor 7. Gene Ontology annotation, molecular function: growth factor activity; cytokine activity. NCBI's taxonomy places the organism in Eukaryota, Metazoa, Chordata, Aves, Apodiformes, Trochilidae. The coding region runs from base 1 to 1263 and encodes 420 amino acids. Gene Ontology annotation, biological process: BMP signaling pathway; SMAD protein signal transduction. The record is from RefSeq and is a predicted model, not a curated record. The transcript is spliced from 2 exons. Gene Ontology annotation, cellular component: extracellular region.